Molecule: messenger RNA, 264 nt
Organism: Chiloscyllium plagiosum (whitespotted bambooshark)
Lineage: Eukaryota; Metazoa; Chordata; Chondrichthyes; Orectolobiformes; Hemiscylliidae
Source: RefSeq, a predicted model, not a curated record
CCCCCAAACCGGGGACACAGUGUGCAGGUCGAGGAGCUGGAACUGAUUCCGAUCUCGGAGGCUGCUGGGAAUGUUCCGGAACAGGCUGUUCAUGGCACCUACCGGCGCCACUGGGACUCGAUAAGGGUGGAGGGUCUGCGCUGUAUGUCCCGAAGACAUAUCCACCUGGCCCCUGGUCUUCCUGGGGAGGGAGGAGUGGUCAGCGGUAUACGCAGCAACUGUGAGCUGGCCAUCUUCAUCCAGCUGAGAAAGGCCAUCAAAGGU